CUGGAAAGCUGUGUAAAUGCAGUCGUGAUGUCUCGGGAGACGGAUGUGGAACGUCAGCAGUCCCAUGGCAGCAGCGCCAGCUCUCAGUCCCAUGGCCCCUCCUUACAAGGCUCAUCCUCACAGUCCCAGGGCACAUCCAGCUCUACCAGCACAGUGCCAUCGUCCAGCCAGUCCUCUCACUCCAGCUCGGGGACGCUGAGCUCCUUAGACACAGUAUCCACUCAGGAACUGUAUUCUAUUCCUGAGGACCAAGAACCUGAGGAGCCCCUCCCUGCCCCUUGGGCUCGAUUAUGGGCCCUUCAGGAUGGAUUCUCCAAUCUUGAUUGUGUUAAUGACAACUACUGGUUUGGGAGGGAUAGCAGCUGUGAAUACUGCUUUGAUGAGCCACUGCUGAAAAGAACGGAUAAAUACCGGACUUAUAGCAAGAAACACUUUCGGAUUUUCAGGGAAAUGGGUCCUAAAAACUCUUACAUCGCAUAUAUAGAAGAUCACAGUGGGAACGGAACCUUUGUAAAUAGAGAGCUUGUAGGGAGAGGAAGACGCCUUCCUUUGAGUAACAAUUCUGAAAUUGCACUUUCAGUGUGGAGUAACAAAGUUUUUGUAUUUUUCGAUCUGACUGUAGAUGAUCAAUCAGUUUAUCCCAAGGAAUUAAGAGACGAAUACAUCAUGUCAAAAACUCUUGGAAGUGGUGCCUGUGGUGAGGUGAAGCUAGCUUUUGAGAGGAAAACAUGUAAGAAAGUAGCCAUAAAGAUCAUCAGCAAAAGGAAGUUUGCUAUUGGCUCUGCAAAAGAGGCAGAUCCCGGUCUCAAUGUUGAAACAGAAAUAGAAAUUUUGAAAAAAUUAAAUCAUCCGUGUAUAAUCAAGAUUAAAGACUUUUUUGAUGCCGAAGAUUUUUACAUUGUUUUGGAAUUGAUGGAAGGAGGCGAGCUGUUUGACAGGGUGGUAGGGAACAGACGCCUGAAAGAAGCUACAUGCAAACUUUUUUUCUACCAGAUGCUCCUGGCUGUACAGUACCUUCAUGAAAAUGGUAUUAUACAUCGGGAUUUAAAGCCAGAAAAUGUUCUACUUUCAUCUCAGAAAGAGGACUGUCUUAUAAAGAUUACUGACUUUGGGCAGUCCAAGAUAUUGGGGGAGACCUCUCUCAUGAAAACCUUAUGUGGUACCCCUACUUACUUGGCUCCCGAGGUUCUUCAUUCCUUUGGGACUGCUGGAUAUAACCGUGCUGUGGACUGCUGGAGUUUAGGAGUUAUUCUUUUUAUAUGCCUUAGUGGGUAUCCACCUUUCUCUGAGCAUAAGACUCAAGUGUCACUGAAGGAUCAGAUCACCAGUGGAAAAUACAACUUCAUUCCCGAAGUCUGGGCAGAGGUCUCAGAGAAGGCUCUGGACCUCAUCAAGAAGUUGUUGGUAGUAGAUCCAAAGGCACGUUUUACGACAGAAGAAGCUUUAAAACACCCGUGGCUUCAGGAUGAGGAUAUGAAGAAAAAAUUUCAAAAUUUGCUUUUUGAAGAAAAUAAGUCAACUGCUCUACCCCAGUUCCCAGCCCAGCCUUCUACAAGUCGAAAGCGGCUCCUUGAAGGGGAGCCGGAGGAUGCUGGCACCACAAAGCGCCUGGCUGUAUGUGCUGCUGUCUCGUGAACACUGGUUGAAUGUGAAAGAAAUGUAACUUCUUGACUCUGCUGCCAUUUUCUUUUUGACUU
This is a messenger RNA of Molossus molossus (Pallas's mastiff bat), 1697 nucleotides long. It is a transcript of the gene CHEK2, whose product is annotated as checkpoint kinase 2. The transcript is spliced from 15 exons. The coding region runs from base 28 to 1635 and encodes 535 amino acids. Gene Ontology annotation, cellular component: cytoplasm; nucleus. Lineage: Eukaryota; Metazoa; Chordata; Mammalia; Chiroptera; Molossidae. Gene Ontology annotation, biological process: protein phosphorylation; mitotic DNA damage checkpoint signaling. The record is from RefSeq and is a predicted model, not a curated record. Gene Ontology annotation, molecular function: ATP binding; protein serine/threonine kinase activity; protein binding.